This is a messenger RNA of Jatropha curcas, 2029 nucleotides long. The record is from RefSeq and is a predicted model, not a curated record. NCBI's taxonomy places the organism in Eukaryota, Viridiplantae, Streptophyta, Magnoliopsida, Malpighiales, Euphorbiaceae.
AAUACAUAUCCAAACAAUAGAUGUUCUUAUGAUGCAGUGCUUAUGACAGCCAGAAACUCUCUCUUCUCUCCACCAGAAAAGAAGGAUAAUUUCCUGGUUUUUGUCUUCCUCUACCCACUGCAAAUCCCUAGUUUCUAUGUUUUUGUUUUCUUAUCAGUAAACAAUAUCUCUUUCUUUGGGGAGCAACAAGAAACCAAUAAGCAAAUUUAGAAAAGAAACAAGAGAGUUUGGUGGAAGAAAAUUUAAGAGAAAGAAAGACAAAAGGGUUUUCAACCCAAACAAAAAAAAAAAAAAAAAAAAAAUUCAAACUUUUUAUUUAUUUAUUCUAUUUUCUUUCUCUUUCAAUGUCAAAUAUCACAGGUGAAGGUGGAAGUUUCUCUUCUGGGAAUAAUAAUACUGCAGGUGUUGGAGAAGUAGAAGUUCCUCACUUCAAUUCCAUAGCUUCAAGCACUACUACAACUAUUACUACUACCAACAGCAAUGGCUCAGCUGCUCAACAACCAGUUAAGAAGAAGAGAAACUUACCAGGAAAUCCAGACCCUAGUGCAGAAGUUAUUGCUUUGUCGCCAAAUACCCUAUUAGCUACAAACAGAUUUGUGUGUGAAAUUUGCAAUAAAGGCUUCCAGAGAGACCAAAAUCUGCAGUUGCAUCGUAGAGGACAUAACCUACCAUGGAAGCUCAAGCAAAGAACGAGCACUGAAAUAAGGAAAAGGGUUUAUGUUUGUCCAGAACCUUCUUGUGUUCAUCACAAUCCGGCUCGAGCAUUAGGUGAUCUUACUGGUAUUAAGAAGCAUUUUUGUCGAAAACAUGGCGAAAAGAAAUGGAAAUGUGACAAAUGCUCUAAGAAAUAUGCAGUUCAAUCUGAUUGGAAAGCUCAUUCCAAGACCUGCGGUACUAAGGAGUACAAAUGUGACUGUGGCACUAUUUUCUCCAGGAGGGAUAGCUUCAUCACUCAUAGGGCUUUUUGUGAUGCCCUAACAGAAGAAAAAAAUAAAGCAAACCAAGGAAUAUUAAUUCCCAACAGUAAUAUUAAUAAUAAUACUAUUGGACCAAACCUUAUAUCCAUGCCUAUAAACAGCAAUGAAGAUCAAUCUACCUUAUUAUCCCCAAACUUUAAUCAUAUUGACCCAAAAAUCCCAUUGUCUCUGCCACAUGAACUCACGCCAUUGCCACCAAAACCCUCAUCAGCAACCCUAUUUGGUGGUGCAAGAAAUUUAAUAAUGGCGAAUAAUACUUCUCCAUCUUCCCUUCAGUUAAAUGCCAAUUCAUCAUCGACAAGUUUUGAAGGAAAUGGGAAUUUAUUGGCAGCUGGGUUUGCUUCAAUGUCUGCAACUGCUUUGCUACAAAAAGCAGCUCAAAUGGGUGUAACUACAGCUAGUACUAACUUGAACUCUCCUACCAUGAAUACCCAUAAGAGCUUUGUCACUUCUACUAGCAUGGCACCAUCAACAUUUGAUGAUGAUGAUCGAGUGACACGUGGCAAUGAUGGUGGAUAUUUGAUGGUUGCAAAUGAUUUGGGUAUGUUCAAUGGGGUUUUAGAACAAAACAGUGCAUUAUUCAAGAAUAUUCAGCAAGAAAAUAGCAAUAAUAAGAACAAUAAUAGCCACAUUCGAAGUGGGUUAUCAAGAUUUAGUGGGGACGUGAUGACUACUGUUGAUUUCUUGGGAGUAGGAGGAUCAAGACAGAGGAGUAUUUUUCAGGAACAUCAAAAACAAGAAAUGGAUCAGUUUAGAGGAAUGGCUCAUCAAAGAAUGCAAGGUUUGGGUCACUUCGAACAACAAGCAUCAGCAUUGGAAAAACCCAUGUGGGAUAUCUGAAAAAAAUAAAGUUAUUCAGAACAUCUAGCUAGCUAGUCCUCAUUUGUAUAAUUGAAUUCUAUGUACUUUAAAAAAAAAAAAAAAAAGUUUCCCUUCCGCCAUGUAUCAACCUCACUUGCUAAAGAGCAAGAAGACGAGGAUUUUUGGCUCAAAUUUAGCAAUUUAAUAUGAGUAAAAUGAACUUUUAAAAAAAGAAAAAAUCCUGUAAUAUA